AUGGAAAGUGAAAAACCCGCCCAAAUUCCGGUCGUUCAGGAAACUCAAUCCAAACCUCCCUCUGGUCAACCAGUGCUGUCUCAACAACAACAAGCUUCAGCUGGACAGCCGAUUACCGCUGUCCCUGCUCAACCAAUUAUGUACCAGAUGGCGCCCGGUCAGCCAGGACAACCUGCCCAACCGGGUCAGCCGGUUUUUAUCCAGGUUCCUCCUGGUCAACCUGCAACAACGCCACAGGGACAGCCAAUUCAGUAUUACUAUGUCCCGGUUGGUCAGCCUGUGCAAGAGGGGCAGAAGAUACAACCGGGACAAACGGGGUUUGUUCCGGGUGCUCCUGGUCAGCCUGUGCGACCAGGACAACCAGUUUAUAUUCAGGGGGGCCCUGGUCAGUAUCUGCAGCCUCAACAGCAAGCCGCACAAGGUGGAUGUGAAAUUAAUAUCGAUACUGGGUUUCUCAAAUCACCUCUUUGUUACAUCAAGAUAGCUGAAUUCGUGAGUACUGCUCUUACAAAUGUUUUCGUAUAAUUGGAAAUUGAUUUAAUUUGGUGUGUGUUACGAAGAAAGAUAAACAGUGCUGCUUUAAGUCUAUUUCCAAUUUAUGCCAUGAUCAGAUGAUCACAUUCUAGCACUUGAUAUAAGGAAAAACAUUUCCAAUCUUUUAUUGCCCCCCAUUUUGACUACUGCGUGGCAUUUCUGCAGCGAAACCGCAUCCGAUAAACUACGAAAAGUAAACGAAAGAGCUCUGCGCUUCGUGCUUAAAGACAAAAGCAGUUCUUACACGGAAUUUCGGAAUUACUUAAGAAACUUUGUGCCGUGUUGUUCUCUCUUAGGUCACUCUUUUAGGAGCAUGGGCAAGUAUCCUGAGGUAUACGAACAACCUCGCGGCCGAAGACGCAAAAGCCAACUUCUUUGAAGGGAUCAUGAUUUUCAGCUGGAUUAUGGUCAUACUCUAUCUGAUAAUUUACACUCUAAGCCUCCCUAAGAUGUGCAACUGUAGGCGCCUUUCGUUGUUUACUAUAACGGUAAGUUUCUAUCUCCAGUCAUGACAGGUCUGCACUCUAGCAUCCCACGCAGACGUUCAGUUAGGGCUUCUUCACGCGUUACUUCCCCACGUUCGUUGGGGAGGAUUGCGUGACGAGGAUAGUGUGCACUCAUGAACGAGUGAGUUUUUCAAAGAAAUAAUAGCGAGUUUAAGUCUUAAUAAAGCAACAGUUUCAGUUGUAGAGAUCGAUAUUUUACGCUUUUUAUCUUCUAUAGUACCAAGUACCUGGUGCAGACAUAACACUGUUGAUCAAAUAACGAGUAUUAAAAAACAAGAAAAACUGAGCAAUAUUUUAUUAUUUUAUUUUAUUAAUUUAGCUGAACUCUAUUGGUCAUAAAGAGUGACUGGGUAAGGUUUUUGUGAAUGCGGAAUAAUCAAGGUUGACUGAACGAACUCGUUAGGCAAUCUUAAGUUUUCGCGAAGCUUUCACUGUAGGCUGUUAUUUUCGGGAUGGGCGAAAACGAGCCCUGAAAAUUCGUGAAAGGUCUUCACUGCUCCUAGGACGACCGAACAGAUAAAACCUUUAUAGCGAUGCAAAUUAUUCAUUUAUACUGCUCUUAGCCAAUGAGAAGACAAAUAAUGAGUACAAUGCAUAAUAAUAAAUGUUACCGGACCUUACAAUUUCUACCCUUUUUUUCUUCAAUUCCAAAUCAGUAACUAUUUUCAUUUCAAUGCGUUGCACUGAAGCUUUGUUUACACUCUACAGGAGAGCUUUUGCGCUUGAUGAAACCGAUACCGGAUAGGACCUCUGAUCACACAUAACAACGGUGAUUUCGGCUCGAUUUUGUAGCGGAGCGAAGCCCCGACACGCCGCGCUGAUCUCAAGUUGAGAGUCACCUAUCGGAUAGGUGUUCUUAUUAUAUGGAGGAGAGUGUUUUACUGGGAACUAAACCACUCGUAGAUUCCAUACGCCACUUCAUCCGGGACCCGAGUGGCGUAUUUUCCGUAUGUCACCUUUGUGAGUGUCGUAUCGUUCAAUGACGUAACGAUUCCCGCCUUUUGCUUUUGUUGAAUUGGUUUCUCCAUAUAAUAAAAAGAACAUUACACGUUGGCUCGAAGAUAUGAAUUUUAUGUUCUCGUGGCAAGAACAAUAUCUCACUCGUUCGCUUCGCUCACUCGUGAGAUAUUGUUCUUGCCACUCGAACAUAAAAUUCAUAUCUUCUCGCCACCGUGUAAUAUCCUCUAUAUACUAUACCGGAGAGCUUUUUCGUAUCCGCCAUUUUGUGAACAUAACCUUAUCCUUGCAUUGAAACAAAGGCUUGGGGCAACUCGAUCAUAGCCUAUUGCGCAUUCGCUAUCCAGUGGAUAGGGAUGUAUUCGUUGAACAACUGAGGCCCUGUGUACAUGACUGCUUUUGUGGACUGAUUUGAGGUUUUGUUUUUCAGUCUGUGGUUAAUUACUUCAUCUUGUUCGCCUUGUUAUUGGCUUGCACCGCAAACCUGGUACCUAGAGCUGUGGAUUUAGGAAAAGUUUACGAAUAUUUCACAGAUGAAAACAAGGGAAGAGUCAUUGCUGUUUACAUCGCCUUGGUAGGAAUUGUUUGUUUUUGCUACCUAAUAACUCGCUAACCAGGGGCGUAGCUACCUGUACGCACAGUACGUACGUUAGCCUCCCACGCAGACGUUCUUAGGGGUUCGUCACGCGUUCCUGCCCCAGGAACGCGUGAGAAACCCUUAAGAAGGACUACGUGGGAGGCUAUACGCACGUGCCUGUGUGGAAAAAGUCGAUCUUCGCAAAAAAAGUUGAUCUUUGCAGUAUAAUAAAAAUAUAAAGCGAAUUAUCUAAAACAGCAAAUAUAACUCAACAAAGCACAAUAUUCCUCAAUUCAUUUAACUCUGCCUGUUUAAUUCUUUGAAAUAUUUUUUUUGUAAAACAAAGUAAUUUUUUUCUUUUUUACACCCGAAUGUCGGUUUUCAGAGAAGAAACACGUGAUUUAUUGGUGGAGCGAGAUAUUUAGAGAAAAGGCAGGGAAAAGUGCGAAUAUGAUAUCUAUAGCUCAGUUCAAGCUGGAUGUAUGAAGCAUGAACACGUUGUUGUAAGGGGUGGGGUGGGGGGGGGAGGGACGUGGGUUGGGUAUUUAGGAAAUGGUGCAUACUUUUGGGAAAAUCUUGCAACGCGCCCGCUAACGUCAUUUUAACUCGAUGACUACUGAAGGCCGAUCGAACCACUGCUAUUAGAAUCGAAGGGCCACUUAUCGCAAGCUUAAAACCCACUUCCUUAAGUUCCUUGAAAGUAACACCACCACUUCCUCAACAGAGGCAAGAUAGAGCUUUUAAGAAGGAAAACAUCCUUCUCGGCAAUCGCCCAAAGAUUUCCCAAUAAAAUUUCAAUGAGAUUUUCUUAACAUCCUUACUUGUCCUUUUGCUUUACAGGCCUUUGGCUUUAUUUCCUGUAUUUUGUUCGUCGUGGAUAUGGUACUGAAUUAUAGGUUAUUUCAGACACAGAGAGCGCAGGAGCUUCAAGGCCCUGCUCCGCAAGCCGGACCCCCUCAGAGAAGAGUUUGGGAUAUUAACUGGGAAUACGUGAAAUCGCCAGUGUUCUACGUCAAAUUUGCAGAAUUGGUAAGUCAGUCUACCUUCAUACAAGGGAGAUAGAUCCAUGCCCAAGAGAUAUAAGAAAUAUAAACAUAAAUAACAAAACAGCAAAGACAAAAGCGACUUGAGAUUUCCCGAUAGAAGAAACGUUGUGCUUUCAUUUGCCGUCACUAAAGGUGACUUUUUGUGCUAUCAAAUCCCAAGAAAUGUAGUUAAGAAAUUGCACUAUAAAACCUUCAUCUCUCCAAUACACCAUUCUCCAAUAUCCUCCUUCCUGGGUGUUUAAGGCCAAAAUGAUUAAUAAUAAUUAAUGACAAUGAUAAUGAUAUCCCAAGAAAUUACUGAGUCAACUUGACACUCGAUCCAUGUGUACGGAUAGUAGAGACCCGUUUCCCUCAUCCAAAAAGAAAAAUUAAGGAAAUCUUGGGUAACUUCCCCUACCUAGCUUUCCCCUCGUUCUCGACGAAAUGAUUUUAAUCAUAUAAUCCCUUUAUAGAUCGGCCUUGAACUUGUGUAAUAAAGGAUCUCCACGAAAAACUCUCGAUCAAACUUGUACUCGCAUGUUGUCUUGCUCAAAGAGAAAAAACAAACCAACAAACACCACAAAUAAAAAGCAGACGUUUAUUUGGUAACACUACACAUGAAUAAUAAUUUUAAAAAAAAUACGGUACUGAAGGUAAUUCACAGAAAGUCAUUUGACUUUGCUGCUUUUUACAUCUGACAAGGCCUUACUGUUUGGAGCGUGGGUGUGCAUGUUGAAAUAUUUCGACAUGGAUUUAAUAAGACAAGCUGAAGCUGCUUCCUCCAGUGGUACAUCAUCUUCAACUCUUGAUCUUUCAAAAGAAGAAUUCUUCAGAGGAAUCACUAUUUUCGCCUGGGUGAUGGUCAUCCUCUUGGCUCUGAUAUUUAUAUUCAGUUUUGACAAGAUCAGCAGUCGUUCCUCACCUUGGACCCUGACAGUAAGUGAUCAUGACUACUUACCCCUCCCCCAAUAUCAACUCCUUUAUCAGCCCUAACCUCCAACGCGGUCAAACGCCUGAGGCGUUUACCUGUUUAACUUUCAUGAAUAGGUUGAGUAUGAUCGUGCGGGUGAACGUAACCCUGAGUAGGACUGUUGUUGUUGACAGUGAUUGACGUUUCGACAACCUGUGCGGUAGUUAUCUUCAGAGUCAAAGUGACGUGUAUCACGUCAGUUGAUGGUAUUAAACUCUGGUUAUUGACCUGAUUGGUCAAUUGGUCGCGAUGUUAUUGGUCGUCUGUCAGUUAAGCCGUGAUGUUAUUUGAUAUUGGCUGUGAAGACUGCUCGUAAUAUCUUUCCACUGUUCUCAAAAUAUUAAGCCACGUUGCGUUGAAAACGAUUCGCGACCAAGUAAAACAAUACCAGAAAAUGGCGCCGAGGGAAACACCUGUUUCAGUUUCCAAACACUCGGAACUUCUGAAAGAAAAGAAAGUUUACUAAAUUGACAGCGUAUUUGUAAACUGGAAAUCGUAAACUUUCCACACUGAAAGUAGCAACCUUGACUUUGAAGUACUUUGCUUAGCUUUUGUAGAUUAAUUUAGUUUGACCGCGUUGAGCUCUGAAGCCUUAACGCCAACGAGACAAAUAUUUCUCCUGUUAACUUCUCAUUCCGCUCCCUGCUUCAAACGUGCACACUUUAUUCUCAGUUGUGAUUGUCUUAUUCAGGCGCGGAUCAGCACCAAAGGCGGAAGUUCUAGGGGAACUGGUCCGUGGACAUGCGCGCUCCCUCGGGAAAUUUUUUGGGUUUAACUCCCAAAGGUCCCCUUUCCUGGGUUCCUGAGUCAUUCAGACAGGAUAUUGGCAAAAUUUCAACUUGGAAAGUUUUUAUUAUUAGUAUUAUCAUGAUUACCCAAAUUUACAAUUAUGCGUCUAUUUUUGAAAACUGUGAUAAGUCUCUAACUGUAGAUUCAUGCAUGUACUCUGCGGAUAGGCCAAUGAGAUCGGCGGUUGGCUAACUGAAUAGUAUAAUCUGAUCCGCAUCCUCCCUUUUUGUAGAUUUUUUUGUUUUACGUUUUCCUGGCCAUCUUGCUGAUUGCUUCCUGUGGAAAACUCACUCCUCUUGUGGUGGACUUUGCAAAGGUCUACAAAAAUGUAUAUCCCGAUAAGAAGCAGUACGUUCUUGCUCUGUUUAUUGGCCUGGUAAGUGACCGGUUAUACGCUAUUAAUACCAUCUUGACUCUAAAUUAGUAUAUUGAGACCACCUACCUAAAACAUCGUUUGAGCCCCCUGAUCAAAAGAUUUUUCCACAUUAGCAUUGUCAUUAUCACCGUCAUCAUCAUAAUCAUCAUCAUCAUCAUCAUCAGAAUUACCAUCAUCAUCAUUAUAAUUACCACCAUCAUUAUCUUAAUAGUUCAGAAUUCUUGUUUGCCAUUGCUUUUCGGAUGGCUAGAUGGAUGAGCGGGAUACAACUUUACACUAAUGAUCACCAAAGGUCGGAGUUGUCUAUUUGGUGGUCGAGCCUCGAUGGUUUUAGAUUUUUUCAUAGCUGCACAAAUUAUAGUUUCAUUGCUACUGGCUCCAAGAACAGAAUUUACGAAGUCACCUUAAGUUAGGAUUUAGCUGCUAUGCCAUGUUUAGACUUGAGCGUGCUACCGAGGUAUUGGAGUUAACUUACCUAGGUAAAUAUUUUGCGUGUGUAAACGCCAACUGAUACCCUGGUAAACACCGCUCAAGACAUCUGACAGCUGUGGUCACACUACAGACUUUUUACCUAGGUAAACACGACUUGUUGACAGUUUACCUAGGGAAACUUGAUUUUUUUAAGUGUGACCGAUUUUUCCCUAGGUAACUUACCUCGGGCAAAUUUUAUCGUCUGGGUCUUGGAUAUGUCUCGAAAACAAUAGAGUUUCCCUUGACAGCUACCCCAAAGCAAUAGCUGGGGAAAAAUGAAAUACCGAGGUUGCUAGCCAAUAGACGCUCGUCGGCGAAGGUCUUGAUGACAGAACCCGACAUUGAUCAAGCUGUGAAAGAAAUUUUGGGAGCACAAGUCGUCUACGUCUUCGCCUUUCUUCACCUUGCACGUUGAAUUAGAGUGAGAAAUAACACCGAGAUAAAGGAAAAAAACGUCUCUUUGAUCAGCUAGAUCCCUGCGCAUUUUGCCUUCUUGAAUUUACGCUCCAAAAAAUUUAACAAGCGUGAAAAUAUUGGGAGCCGAUAUCAGUAGUGUGACCUUCCCAGAAUUUUUACCUAGGUAAAACAAAACCCGAGAUGAAUUUACCUAGGUAGAUUUUUGAUGAAUUUGCCCUAGGUAAAAAGGGUUUACCUAGGUAAAAGUCUGUAGUGUGACCACAGCUAUUAAGUUAACUAAGGUAAAAGUUCGGUUUACCCUGCGAGCAGGCAUGGUUAAGGUCGGUAACCAAGGUUUGAAUGACAGAUACAUCAGCUUGCGGUCGCAUAUAAUUUCACAUCCUGUGGUGUCGGGAUUGCGUCAGUCUCAUUCGAUCACGUUUUCGAGAGCAGGUUUUCGACCAGGUUUCCACGUUUGGUUUCAGUCUACGACAAAAUUUCCGUUUAAUAGAGUUUCGAACCAGAAUUGGUUUCUCGGCCACGACCACGCACGUCUAACGCGCCUUGUCCUGCGAAGGGCAAUUUGUAGCAGAAUUAAUCGCUUUCACCUCGACCUCUUUAGGUGCUCCAAAAGUAAGAGCUUCUGCAAUCUCGAUUCCUGGGUUUGCUGACCAAGAACAAGAAAAUAAAACGCGAGGACUACAAGAGCCACAGCUUCCCUUUUAAAUGCGAGCAUUUUAUGAGUGGAUUUAGAAUUUGCCGCCAAUUAGAUUGUGAUUGAUGACAGAUUUACCUUAGUAAUUUGGGCCCGUAUAAACACUGUACAAAUGUACCAGGGUUUAGUCAGUUAAUGUUUACCUUGGUAAACGCUUGAGUGUAAACACAGCAUAAGAGAUUUUCUCAUAUAAAAAUAAGUUGUUUACAGUACAGCAGAGGUCAUAAAAACCUCACCUUUACAGGUAUCAAGUGAACGUUCCUGUUUGCAGCAACUCAUCAGCGUUAUUUCAGUUCCAGAUGGCGUCAGCUAAUGUGAAGUUCGACAAAAGGACUUUGAGACAUCCCGAGAUAUUUUUAUAGCUAUUAUGACAGAAAAAUACGACCAAAUCCGAGGAAAAAUUAAUGAAACAUUGUUCGACUCAUUUGAAUAAUUAAUUGUUGAGGUUCUACACCGAUGAAGUUAAUGUUUUGCAAUUUAAAUAUAUAUCUCGUUUUUCAACAGGGUUUGGGCUUCAUCUCCUGGAUAAUAUUCAUCGUAGAUAUUACUUUACUGUACAAGUUGUACCGUCAACAACGAAUGCAAGAAUUGCCGCUUCAACAGGUGCCUGCAGGCCAAACAGUCGUCCAACCUGGUGUGGUCAUAAUGCCCCAACAGGCACAGGGAGGGCAACAGACAGCCUUUCAACCGUCUGUUCAUCCGGGCCAACAUGUAGUUCAAUAUCCGGAACAACGUCCCCCACACCCUUAA
Messenger RNA from Porites lobata, 8066 nucleotides. The record is from the annotation of a GenBank genome assembly. NCBI's taxonomy places the organism in Eukaryota, Metazoa, Cnidaria, Anthozoa, Scleractinia, Poritidae.